Molecule: messenger RNA, 1494 nt
Organism: Arachis ipaensis
Lineage: Eukaryota; Viridiplantae; Streptophyta; Magnoliopsida; Fabales; Fabaceae
Source: RefSeq, a predicted model, not a curated record
AUGGCUGAAUCUGUAACUCCAAGUAAUCCAUUGACAAAUUCUAUUUCUUUAAAUGGAGAAGAAAUUAAUCCGUCAGUACCAACAAUGGCAACAACAGAUACUGGCAUUGCACCAACACACACAACAAUUAUUACAAAUCAACCAGUCACUGAUGAAAAUGGUAGUAAUGAAACUAUUGUUACAAAAAAAAGGAAGAAGACUUCACCAAUUUGGGACGAUUUUGAUCAAGUUGAAAGUUCUGAAGGUACAAAAGCUAUUUGCAAGUAUUGCAAAUCAGUGUUUUCUUACGCUGGAAAAGGAGCAAGUACUUCACAUUUAUGGAGGCAUUCUAGUAGUUGCUUACAAAGGAGAUUGCAUGUUGCUGCACAAAAGAAGCAACCAUUGAUUCCAUUUCAACCUUCCAAUUCAAGUGUUAAUCCCUUUGUGACACCAGGUGCAAGAUAUUCUCAAGAGAAGAUGAGACAAAUAAUUGCUACAGCAAUUAUGAUUCAUGAGCAUCCUUUCAGCAUUGUUGAGGAUGAAGUUUGGAUGUGGGGCUUCCAAUAUGCCAAUUCUGAAUUUCAUAAAAUUUCUCGCAAAACUGCUCGAAGUGAUUGCUUGGCAAUAUAUGAGGCUGAAAAGAAACAACUGAAGGCUUUGUUACAAGGUGUUAGAAAGAUAAGUUUGACAACUAACAUGUGGAGAUCAAGUCAUCAAAUUAUUGAAUAUAUGGUUAUCACAGGUCAUUUUAUUGAUGCAGGAUGGAAUCUUCAAAAAAGGAUUUUGAGUUUUGUUCAGGUACCUGCUCCUAGACGUGGCAUUGAUGUUGCGGAUGCUAUUUUCAAGUGUUUGAAGACUUGGGAAAUUGAAAACAAAGUCUUCUCAGUAUCUGUUGACAAUGCUUCCUAUAAUGAUUCAUGUCUAAGGGCUCUUAAGGAUACUAUUUCAGAUAACAACUCAUUACCUGUUGGUGGUAGUUUGUUUCAUGUUAGGUGUUGUGCAUACAUUCUGAAUUUGUUGGUACAAGAUGGGCUAGGUAAAAUUAAAGGUAUUAUUCAUAAAGUUCGUGAGAGUGUCCAGUAUGUCAAUUUUAAUGAUUCAAGAUUUAAAACAUUUGUUGAGAUUGCUGAAAACAAGCGUUUGAAGGAGAAAAAACUCAUCAUUGAUUGUCCCAUAAGAUGGAAUUCUACUUACAACAUGUUAUCUGUGGCUUUGAAGUUUAAAUCUGUUGAGUAUCCUACUGCAAAUUUGUACCUUCCUGAAGUUUGGAGAGUGAAACAAGUAAUUGAUGAUGCUAUUGAAGAUAGAGAUUCCUUCAUGAGAGAAAUGGCAACCUCAAUGAAAGAAAAGUUUGACAAAUAUUGGGGAGAAUGCAAUAUGGUAAUGUCUCUUGCUUGUGUUUUGGAUCCUAGGUGCAAAUUACAUGUUAUUAAAUUCUGUUUUCCUUUCAUUUACAAACCUGAACAUGUGGCUGUAACAGGCCUAUUAACAGGCUUCAGGCCAGGCCAGAUUUAA